Molecule: messenger RNA, 2302 nt
Organism: Magallana angulata
Lineage: Eukaryota; Metazoa; Mollusca; Bivalvia; Ostreida; Ostreidae
Product: ADP-ribosylation factor-like protein 13B
Exons: 9
Coding region: 311-2212 (633 amino acids)
Biological process (GO): receptor localization to non-motile cilium; non-motile cilium assembly
Cellular component (GO): non-motile cilium; ciliary membrane
Molecular function (GO): GTPase activity; GTP binding
Source: RefSeq, a predicted model, not a curated record
ACCAACUUGUUGUCAUCAUGGCUGCCAUAAAUGUUGUGAUCGAUCUCGUGGAUCUUCAAUGUGAACUUAAUUUCUAUUUACACGAGAGGAAUUCUUGAAAAUUUCUUUUUUUUUAUUGGAAAACUGUACAUGGAUGAGUAGUGAUAUGUUGUAUUGAAUUACUAGAUAAAAGGCGUUAUUUAUUUUGGUUUCCAACAACAAGUUCAGCAAUCUUUACUGUCAUCAGCAAGUGCGCACACGUUGAUUCGGUCAAUACUCUCAGAGGCCAGUACAUUCGAGUUAUUAAAUCAGCUAUUUAAUGUGAUACAACAUGGGGAAUUGUUUAUGUAAACGGAAACGUGAACCUAAAAGGAAGAUAACAUUGGGAAUAUUUGGUUUAGACAAUGCUGGCAAAACAACUACAGUAAAGGUCUUAGCUGGAGAUCCCCACACAGAAACUGCCCCUACUGUGGGUUUUAACCAGGAGGAUAUAGGAAUACACCAUUAUGAUAUUACAUUUUACGAUUUGGGGGGCGGCAAAAAAAUCCGGGACAUCUGGCAGACGUACUUCCCGGAGAUUUACGGAGUGGUGUAUGUAGUCGAUUCAACUGCAUCCGACAGAAUGGAUGAAAUCAAAGAGAAUCUGCAGAUGUUAUUGGAGGAUGAGAAAGUUAGCGGAAAGCCCAUUUUACUUUUAGCCAACAAACAAGACCAGGAGACGGCCCUUGAUGAAGUAGACAUCAUGGAACAGUUAAAUCUAGAGAACACGGUUAACAUCAACAGGUGCCCCUGUCGCAUUGAAACUUGUUCGGCCAUCAAGGGAACGGGCAGAAAGAUAGACCCCAGCAUCAAGAACGGAAUCAAGUGGCUGUGUGGAAUGAUCGACCACAACUGGGAGAAAUUCCAUGGGCGAGUGGAAAGUGACAUGGAGGAGCAAAGAAAGAAACGAGAAGCGGAGCUAGAAGCCAGGAGGGAGAGGGUCAAGAAACUAAGAGAAGAAAGGGAAAGGAAAGAGCGUGAAGAAAAUGAACGCCUCGGCAUUGUAACUCAGGAAGAUGAAGAGGAUGACGUAGAGGUCAUGGAUGGCGGACCAUUCAGACGGGUAGAUGUACGGGAACUAGAGAGAAAGGAAAGAAAAAUGAAAGAAGAGAAAAAGAAGAAGAAAGAAAAACAGAGACAUCACAAUGAGGAUGAUGAACAUGAGGAGGGGUCUGAUUCAGAAAUUCCUCGAUCUAACCGAUCCUCAAAACGCCUCAACCUCUACAGCGAUUCUCCAUUAUAUGCAAAUUCUCUCAAUAACAACAACCACAAAAACGGGUCAAACGAGGUGGAGGAUGAGGAUGAAUUUCUGGUUCAAAAGAGGGACACGCCUCGACUACCUCCUUUACAGAGACCGAUAGGAACCAAAUUCAAUGAGGAGUCUCCAGUCAGGAAACUGAAAAAGAAGAAAAAGAAACCAAAACUUAAAGCCUUGAAGGAAAACUUGGAAGAAGACAACCCAGAUGCUGUGGAGAAUGAAAUGUCGAACUAUAGAACUACCUCUGGUGAAUUGAUGGAUGAUCAAAGGGAAGGAAAUUUAAGCAUGUUUCAUAAGGAGUCAAUGAAUUCUCUGUCGAAUAUCGAAGUCAAUGCAAUAUCCUCAUUCCGUCGUGCACAAAACGAAUACACAAACGGGGGAUACAGCAUGGAGUCCUUAGAAGAGGAAGAGGGGAAGAAAAGUCGAAAGAAGAAAAAGAAAGGGAGCAAAAAGAAGCUCAGAGAGGAGGAGUCGGUCAAUGGGUACGGACACGACUUGGCUACCCCUCGGACGCUGGCCGGCGAGGAAGGGACAGAUGAUGAACUCACACCCAGGAGAGAGAGACUGAAGAGGGCAAACGCAAUGGAAGAAGAGGGGACAGAGUUGCGAACCAAUCGCAAAAAGAAGACCUACAUCAGGAGCAACAAAACCUACCCCUCGGACGAUGAGUCCCUCUCAGGGGAGACCCCACGGGACAAAGACUUCUCAUGGACCAUGAACCCAAUGGGGAAACCCUUCUCCCCAAGAGGGGGGCCCGUCAAAACUUCUCAUACCAACUGGGGGAAAAAUAAAAAUACUCCUCGCGACAUUGACUUGUCUAUUUCUUCCACUCGCAACUGGGGACUGGCAGAAGAUCUACCUGAAAUCGACGACUCCAUCGUUUCCUCUCGAAGACUUCGAUCCAACGUUGAUGAUGACGAUGAGGUUAUUUAUUAGGAAUUCACAGUGAACAUUUAUAUUCUGUUCAAGAAAAGUACCAGUACUCAAGGAUUUUGUCGUAUUCCAAGUCAAGAAUUCCACUGAAUC